Messenger RNA from Candidula unifasciata, 1113 nucleotides. The record is from the annotation of a GenBank genome assembly. NCBI's taxonomy places the organism in Eukaryota, Metazoa, Mollusca, Gastropoda, Stylommatophora, Geomitridae.
AUGUCCCUGUACAGUUUUGCCAGUUGGUCAAGAAUCCAAGGCAGCAGGGAUGAUGACUGGGCAGACAGGGUCAGUCACCUGUGGACAGUUGGUGUCCUAGCAAUGUUCACACUUCUGGUCAGUUCAGUACAGUAUGUGGGAGAUCCUAUACAUUGCUGGUGUCCAGCACAGUUCACUGGUAGGUUGCUUCCUAUUCCGAACCUAAUAUGGAGAAUGCUUAAUAGCACUGGAGGACUAAACAUGGACCGAUUAGUUCAACUAGCAGAAAGCACCCAACUUGGCAAACCAGAAGACAGAGAGAAAAUCACGUAUCAGGUUGCCAAGUACCUGGACAGAUGGCUAAAAGCUCAUCGACAGUACCAUUAUAACCUCAUGGUGAGGCUGCGGCAAAGAUUUUCAAAUGUCUUCUGCUUUUGGUUCGCUAAAAGAGAAGGAAAAUUUUUGACAGGCUUUUAUCUCUUCAUCAAGGCCAUGUAUGCCACGAAUGUGAUUGGCCAGUUUUUUAUUUUAAACAACUUCCUGUCUAUGGAUUUUUCCUGGUUUGGAUAUGAAGUAUUGUACAAGCUAGUAAAAGAAGGAGAGUUCACAAGUUCACCACGAUUCCCUAGGAUUACAUUAUGUGACUUUGAAAUACGUCAACUGCAGAACCUUCAACGCUACACUGUUCAAUGCGUCCUGCCGAUUAAUCUUUUUAAUGAGAAGAUAUUUAUCUUCUUGUGGUUUUGGUACUUUCUCGUUGCUGUUAUAGCAACUGUGAGUUACCUCUCUUGGUUAUAUCAAGUGCUGAUUGGCUACAAUCGUUACCGUUAUGUGAAAAAAUACUUGAAAAUCGGUGACAACAUCAGGAAUGAAAAAGAUUCAAAAUUUGCCAGGAAGUUUGCAGAUGAAUACCUGCGAGACGACGGCGUGUUUAUUUUAAGAGUUAUCGCCAAGAACUCGUCAGAGCUAGUUGUGACUGACAUAGUGAACAGUUUAUGGGCCUUGUACAGGGACAACCCGCAUGCGGUAAAACCCAGCGACAAAAGGACUCGGGAACUGAAGCCAAAUGGGAAAGCUUUGGCUCCUACCAUGGAAAUGGAUGAGGAUGAAAUGGAUACACUGAAUAGCAGAUAA